AUGGCAGAAUCAGUAAAUGAAAACAACAACAAUGCUGGCGACUCCAACGGAAGCGGAAGGACAAAGAGAAAUACUAUAGUGACAAUCGUUGUGGUUGUGAUCGUUGUUACACUCAUCAUAAUACUGGCAACCAAGAAGGGAUGGAUUGGAGGAAGCGGCAAGAAGGUUGGGGCGGAAGAACCCGCAACUAAGCUGUCUUCUAAGUCCGAUGACCGUAAUGGUGGCCCCAACAAAAAGUCUCCAGCAAAGGGCAGUAGUAAGGAUGAUAACAACACCGAAGAAAGUGUCCAGAGCAAUCUCUAUGGAUAA
This is a messenger RNA of Encephalitozoon cuniculi GB-M1, 309 nucleotides long. RefSeq lists its product as uncharacterized. The transcript has a single exon. The coding region runs from base 1 to 309 and encodes 102 amino acids. The record is from RefSeq and is marked provisional. Lineage: Eukaryota; Fungi; Microsporidia; Unikaryonidae.